Dunckerocampus dactyliophorus (ringed pipefish) is the source of this 2962-nucleotide messenger RNA. It is a transcript of the gene lman2la, whose product is annotated as lectin, mannose-binding 2-like a. The transcript is spliced from 9 exons. Gene Ontology annotation, biological process: Golgi organization; endoplasmic reticulum to Golgi vesicle-mediated transport; endoplasmic reticulum organization. Bases 41 to 1144 code for a protein of 367 amino acids. Gene Ontology annotation, cellular component: endoplasmic reticulum-Golgi intermediate compartment; COPII-coated ER to Golgi transport vesicle; endoplasmic reticulum membrane. The record is from RefSeq and is a predicted model, not a curated record. Lineage: Eukaryota; Metazoa; Chordata; Actinopteri; Syngnathiformes; Syngnathidae. Gene Ontology annotation, molecular function: D-mannose binding.
CUGUUGAAUAUGUUGGGCGGUGGGUAAUGUUUGACCUACUAUGGCUGCCGUCAGCAGGAACAGGCACCGGAGAGAUACAAAAUCAAUACACACGUUAUUUUCUCAUCGAAAGAUGACGCAUUUUAAACUCUUCUGGUGUUUCAUUUUCUUUGUUUUUACUGUUAGCCACUGUUUCGCUGACGACGACGACGACCACGAAAUGGAGGAAUUCCUCAAACGAGAGUAUUCCCUCACCAAGCCCUACCAAGGUGUGGGAUCUUUAGGCUCCUCCCACUGGGAGCUGAUGGGUGAUGCCAUGGUAACCACUGAACAGGUGCGCCUCACACCUGACAUGCAGAGCCGGCAGGGGGCAGUAUGGGGCCGACUUCCUUGCCAUCUGAAUGACUGGGAGAUGCAGGUGCACUUUAAGAUUCACGGACAAGGAAAGAAGAACCUUAAUGGGGAUGGGCUGGCUAUUUGGUACACAAAGGAGCGCAUGCAGAAAGGUCCUGUGUUUGGAAAUAAGGACAACUUUACUGGAUUGGGCAUUUUUGUGGACACGUAUCCCAAUGAGGAGAAACAUUUAGAGGCACAAAAGAAGAGAUACACUCCCCGCACACAGAGGAUCUUCCCUUUCGUUCUCGCCAUGGUGGGCAACGGCACCAUCAGCUACGACCACGAGCGGGACGGCCGUCCCACAGAGCUGGGGGGCUGCAAUGCCAUGGUGCGCAACCUCAAGCAUGACACAUUCCUAUUCAUCCGCUACGUCCGCCGCAGACUGACGGUAAUGAUCGACAUAGAUGGACAACACGAGUGGAGGGACUGCUUGGACAUACCUGGCGUGCGGCUGCCAAAAGGCUUUUAUUUUGGUGCGUCCGCAAUCACAGGAGACCUUUCAGACAACCAUGACAUCAUCUCACUGAAACUCUACCAACUGACGGUGUUGCGGAGUAAACAGGAAGAGGAAGAGGCAGAAGAGGAAAUCACCAUACCCAGCGUGGAUAACAUGGAGCUCCUCAGAUUGAGUCAGACUGAGGAAGGCAUGAGUGGAUUGGCCAUUUUCUUCACCGUCCUCUUCUCCAUGCUGGGUUGCAUCUUUCUCGUCGUCAUAGGCCUCUUGGUCUACAGUCACUGGAACGAGAGCCGGCGCAAGCGAUUCUACUGAGGAGGCGAGUGGGGAGAGAAAGAAAGGACGGCAGGGUUGGGGAUGCUGUGGUCUGUGGACCCUCGCUGCACUGACACCAAUUGUGGGAUGAUCUUCGCCUUGCCAUGGGUCGACACGGAGCAACUUCUGAGCAGCUACAUUUCUGAAUAUGACUUUCAACUGUUUAUGUUCAGGGUUUCUUCACCAUCUGCUGUUUAAGGUAGUACAUUUGUUGUGGCAGUGCACCUGCCACAACAUUAGGGAUACCUGCACAAUCUGAUGACAUCCAAAAUAGGAGGGUUUGAGAAGCAUAGUGAAAGGGGCUAGCAAAACAUAUCGGUACUCUAGAACAGUGGUUUUCAACUGGUUUGGGUGCGGGACCCACCAUCACCCCUCAGUAACAAGCGGCUACCCAAAUUGCAGAAAAUGUUCAACUUCUUUAAAUAUCUUCUAUUUAAAGGGCUUGUUUGCAAGUUACUCGGCUGCCUAGAAGGCAUCAACUUGGUAACGUGUUGCAAGCAUCCCGCCCUCUUCCUGCUUAGGACAAUAUUUUUAUCCACAAAUUACAAAAAUGAUUUGAACAAAUUUAAAGAGUUCAAUGAUAGCAACUGGACUUGGACCUGGAUGAGAGGUGAAACAUCUCUAAGAAAGUCAAGCUGGUCCAGUUGCUCUCAUUCAACUCCUCAGAUGAACAAAAAAGAACAAUUCAAAGAUAUUUAUAUAAUAUAUAAAUAUACUGUAACUUUUUUUCUGAUUAACUCAGCAGGUAAGUUUAUUAUUAAUAGGAGGUGCAUUUCUUUUGUAGACCACCCCUCUGCCUGGGUCAAUAGAUUAAACUGGCCCGAAAAUGUACCGGUGAGUCUCCAUUGUGGGCGGAAUUAUGUUACACAAUGUGAGCUGGAGCGGUGAGUGUAUCACGCUGUUCUCCAGCAGAUACAAAGGCUAUGUAGCUGUGUGUCGGAUGGACGACGUCCUCUGGCCAAGUCACCUGUAAACAUAGCACACACCUCGAAACCGGGGUGCUAUUCACACGGGAAACGAGACAAAUGAGGAGUUCCAUGCCCGCUAGGUUACCUACUUUAACAAGCAAGACAUUGACGCAUGGGAGCUGAGAAAAGCAUAGCAAACAAAUAGGAUAGACACGAGGUGCAUUCAUAGACAUUGGGUCAUUAGUUGUUUUUUCGGUGACCCACCAGUUGACAAUUACUGCUCUAUAAUACUGAAAGUUUUCAAUGUAGUAUCAUAAGUGGGUAUAGAGGGCAGCAAAGGACUGAAAUUAUAUGAAGGCAACUUUUUAUUUGGAUUUGCACCAACAUUUUAUGGUUUAUUGCAGUUUGCAGUGGUGUACAACUGCACUUUAUCAUACUGGAGUGGUGUUUGUAAUAAUUUGAUUACCUUCUUUAGCUACAUAUGGGGGGGUGGGGUACAAAGAAACCGAGUGGCAGUUAGAUAACUUGUGUGUCCUCCUUUAUAUAUCAAGUUUUCACAAAACUGAACAUCCAAAAUGUGAUUAAUUUCAAUGCACUGAAGAAAGGGUGAGAAGUUUCUUUUCCACCUCUGCUUUUAAAAUGACAGUUUGUAUUAUGUAUUUAAUGCUGCUCCACUUUUGUAGUACACUCCACAAGCUCACUGUUGUGGCUUCAAACAUUCUCAUUUUGGAGGUAAAACUGUUCUCGAAAUCAUUUUGUUUUGUUAAUGACUACUUUGUGAUAACCACUUACUUUCCAGCAUUUAGAUUUUUAUUCCUCAUUUGUAACCCUUUCCCCUUCCGAUGUGCCUCAUGUGUCCGUUCAGUGGCCCAAUUUUCAUAUUCUAAUUCAUAAAGGCGAAAUAUUUCAA